Molecule: messenger RNA, 969 nt
Organism: Malus domestica (apple)
Lineage: Eukaryota; Viridiplantae; Streptophyta; Magnoliopsida; Rosales; Rosaceae
Source: RefSeq, a predicted model, not a curated record
AUGGGUUUUGAAAUGCUAUAUGAUUCAAAGUUUGCUCUUGUUAAGGAAGGGCUUUGCUGGUUGUUGCCCACAAAUUCUCUUCUCGAGACCAAACCAUCUGCACUCAAAAGGAUGUGUGGCUUUUAUGUGACCCCAAUAAGUCGGAUCUCCCAUUUCACUUCCGUUCCAUUGAUUCGAUCGAACUUGAAGCGCAGCAGCCUUCCUCACCGAGCCCUCAUCUCAUCUCUCUGUGUCGAAUUUCGGCCAGCCACCGGCCCACCACCACACCAUACUAUCUCCUCUGACUCUCCAGCCUUCCUUCACCACGCAGCCACCGCCACGCCACCGCUCUCUCUCUCUCGCGAUCUCUCUCUCUCGGGCGAUUUUCUCUCACAUCACAGAACUCUCGAUCCAGCACCAGCACCGAAUAGUGCAGCUACAGUUCUAUAUUUAUUUUUUGGGCUGAGGUUAUUUUACAUUGCUUGGAGAUCAUCAGAUUCUAAAUCUUCCCAGAAGAAAGAAAUUGAAGAAGCUCAUUGGUUUUCCCUUGAGUUAGCCAUGAAAGUACUAGGCAUUUACGAGAAGUGGGAAUAAUCUCAGAAUUCAGAGUUGUUCUGAAUUGACUGCCUGCAUUAUUCCUGAUGUCUGAUCACUUUUUAUAUCCUUUUGUCUUCAUCGCGUUUAUGAGCUUACAACAUGAAUUUUGUCCCUUUGCCAGUCUAUUUUGUUAUUUUUGCUGUCUAAAUUUGUUUCCAUGGUGUUGUAACUUGUAACUAAAAGGUUCAGAUACUACAAAAGUGCGAUUUCUUAUUAUCGAUGUGAUCAAGAUUUAAGUUGUUCUGUGUGUCAAUUAGGUACUUUCCACUGGACUUGGUAGGAUUGUGCCAAACUUGAUAUCAAGGAAGCAUACGAAUAGUGCAGCUACAUGUAAAGCUACCAAUUCUUUUUGUUACUUGACCACUAAGAAAUUUUAUGAGAAUCGGAUUUCCA